Messenger RNA from Saccharomyces eubayanus, 1197 nucleotides. It is a transcript of the gene ERG10, whose product is annotated as acetyl-CoA C-acetyltransferase. Gene Ontology annotation, biological process: fatty acid beta-oxidation; ergosterol biosynthetic process. The transcript has a single exon. The record is from RefSeq and is a predicted model, not a curated record. NCBI's taxonomy places the organism in Eukaryota, Fungi, Ascomycota, Saccharomycetes, Saccharomycetales, Saccharomycetaceae. Gene Ontology annotation, molecular function: acetyl-CoA C-acetyltransferase activity. The coding region runs from base 1 to 1197 and encodes 398 amino acids.
AUGUCUCAGAACGUUUACAUUGUUUCGACUGCCAGAACCCCAAUUGGUUCAUUCCAAGGCUCUCUUUCUUCCAAGACAGCCGUAGAGUUGGGUGCUGCUGCUUUGAAGGGUGCCUUGGCUAAAGUUCCAGAAUUGGAUGCUUCCAAGGACUUUGACGAAAUUAUCUUUGGUAAUGUCCUUUCCGCCAAUUUGGGUCAAGCCCCAGCUAGACAAGUCGCUUUGACCGCUGGGUUAGGCAAUCACAUUGUUGCUACCACAGUUAACAAAGUGUGUGCUUCUGCUAUGAAGGCCAUCAUUUUGGGUGCUCAAUCCAUUAAGUGUGGUAAUGCUGACGUCGUCGUGGCCGGUGGCUGUGAAUCUAUGACCAACGCUCCAUACUACAUGCCAGCUGCCCGUGGUGGUGCUAAGUUUGGCCAAACGGUCCUUAUUGACGGUGUCGAAAGAGAUGGGCUAAACGAUGCAUAUGAUGGCUUGGCCAUGGGUGUUCACGCGGAAAAGUGUGCUCGUGAUUGGGAUAUCACCAGAGAUCAACAAGAUAGCUUUGCCAUCGAAUCUUACCAAAAAUCUCAACAAUCCCAAAAGGAAGGUAAAUUUGACAACGAAAUUGUACCAGUAACCAUCAAGGGAUUCAGAGGUAAGCCAGAUACUCAAGUGACAAACGACGAAGAACCUGCUAGAUUACACGUUGAAAAAUUAAAGUCUGCAAGAACUGUUUUCCAAAGAGAAAAUGGUACCGUCACUGCUGCCAACGCUUCUCCAAUCAACGAUGGUGCUGCAGCUAUCAUUUUAGUCUCUGAAAGAGUCUUGAAGGAAAAGAAUUUAAAACCCUUGGCUAUCGUCAAAGGUUGGGGUGAAGCAGCCCAUUUACCAGCUGAUUUCACAUGGGCCCCAUCUCUUGCAGUUCCAAAGGCUUUGAAACAUGCUGGUAUCGAAGAUAUCAACUCUGUAGACUACUUUGAAUUCAACGAAGCUUUCUCCGUCGUUGGUUUGGUUAACACUAAGAUUCUAAAGCUAGACCCAUCUAAAGUUAAUGUAUACGGUGGUGCAGUCGCUUUAGGGCAUCCAUUGGGAUGUUCGGGUGCCAGAGUGGUCGUUACUCUACUAUCUAUUCUACAACAAGAGGGAGGUAAGAUCGGUGUUGCUGCCAUUUGUAAUGGUGGUGGUGGUGCUUCAUCUGUCGUCAUUGAAAAGCUAUGA